CCACCAGAUGGCGGUUUAGGAUUGCUGCUCUUCUCUCAAGGCGCGGUUCCGCUCGCACGGCCAAUUUUCAAUAAUAAAAUACGCACAAUAUUAAAACGAUAAUCGAUUUAUUGUUCCGGAAGGUGAUAAUCGAUUCGGCGAUGGUCGUUAAAGAUCUGCUGGUCUGUUGCGAUCAUAAUCACCACCCUAUCUGAUGCAGCAGGACUCCUGGCUGAGGCAUUUUAAGCCAAAAACACAACUUGCGCUGAGUUCGACAAGCAGAGAGGUCUGGGGAGGCGAAGAGAGUUAAGUGCCGGCAAGUUGAGUGCAGUCCGUCCAUCCGUCCUGGAGCCUCUCCUCCCUGCCCUUUCCUCAACUUUCCCCCCCAGCUGAACCGAUCUCAUACCUACAUCUUUGAUUCUGAAGACACACACAACAAAGCUAAACACUUAAACCGCCACCCAAGCUGACCAAGGAUGAUCACCUCAGAGCUCCCCGUCCUACAGGACUCCUCCAAUGAGUCUGGGGCGACAGACGCAGUGGGCCUGAGCAUGAGCAUGAGUGAGAUGGAGGAUCCAGAAGCGAAAGGCAAGAAGAAGAGAGGGAGGCCUGGAAAACAAACCCAGUCAUCCAAUAAGAAGCCUCGGAAGUCGCCGACAGAAAAGGCGGUGGGCAUGCCAAGAGGGCGUGGGAAGGCGAACGGUGUGGCUCAGCAUAAUGGAGACGGAGGAGACCCAGUCACGCUGUUUGAAGUGGUCAAACUGGGCAAGAGUGCCAUGCAGUCUGUGGUGGAUGAGUGGAUCGAGUCGUACAAACAGGACAGAGACUUGGCCCUGUUGGACCUCAUCAAUUUUUUCAUCCAGUGCUCAGGCUGUAAAGGGACUGUGAGGAUCGAAAUGUUCAGGAACAUGCAGAACGCAGAGAUUAUCCGCAAGAUGACCGAAGAGUUUGACGAGGACAGCGGGGAUUAUCCUCUCACCAUGCCGGGGCCCAUGUGGAAAAAGUUCCGCUACAAUUUCUGCGAGUUCAUCACCGUUUUGAUCCGCCAGUGCCAGUACAGCAUCAUCUACGACGAGUACAUGAUGGACACGGUAAUCUCCCUCCUCACUGGACUGUCUGACUCCCAAGUGCGAGCCUUCAGACACACCUCCACGUUAGCAGCGAUGAAGCUGAUGACAGCACUGGUAAACGUGGCUCUGAACCUGAGCAUUCACCAAGACAACACGCAGAGACAGUACGAGGCAGAGAGGAACAAGAUAGUCGGAAAACGAGCCAAUGAGAAGCUGGAGCUGCUGCUGCAAAAGAGGAAGGAGCUUCAAGAAAACCAGGAUGAAAUUGAAAAUAUGAUGAACUCCAUCUUCAAAGGAAUCUUCGUGCAUCGAUACAGGGAUGCAAUCGCUGAAAUCCGUGCCAUCUGCAUCGAGGAGAUUGGUGUGUGGAUGAAGAUGUACAGCGAUGCUUUCCUCAAUGACAGCUACCUGAAGUAUGUCGGUUGGACGCUACAUGACCGGCAAGGAGAGGUGCGUCUGAAGUGCCUGAAGGCUCUGCAGAACCUUUACACAAACCGAGAACUUUUCCCCAAGCUGGAGCUUUUUACCAACCGCUUCAAGGACCGCAUUGUAUCAAUGACACUGGAUAAGGAGUAUGACGUGGCUGUGGAGGCCAUCAGACUGGUCACACUCAUCCUGCAGGGAAGUGAAGACGCCCUGUCCAACGAGGACUGUGAGAACGUGUACCACCUGGUUUACUCAGCCCACAGACCGGUGGCCGUCGCUGCUGGAGAGUUUCUGCACAGAAAGUUGUUCAGUCGUCACGACCCACAGGCAGAGGAGGCUUUAGCGAAGCGUAGAGGAAGAAGCAGUCCAAAUGGAAAUCUUAUCCGCAUGCUGGUGCUUUUCUUUCUGGAGAGUGAGCUCCAUGAGCACGCGGCCUAUCUGGUGGACUCCCUGUGGGAGAGCUCUCAGGAGCUGCUGAAGGACUGGGAGUGUAUGACUGAACUUCUGCUGGAGGAGCCAGUGCAGGGAGAGGAGGUGUUGUCAGACAGACAGGAGAGUGCUCUCAUAGAGCUGACAGUCUGCACCAUCAGACAGGCAGCAGAAGCGCAUCCGCCUGUUGGUAGAGGCACUGGCAAACGGGUGCUGACAGCAAAGGAGAGGAAGACUCAGAUUGACGAUAAGAACAAACUGACAGAGCACUUCAUCAUGGCUCUGCCCAUGCUGCUGUCCAAGUACCAGGCAGACUCAGAGAAGGUAGCCAACCUGCUUCAGAUCCCUCAGUUCUUUGACCUGGAUGUGUACAGCGCUGGCCGCAUGGAGAAGCACUUGGACGCUUUGCUGAAGCAGAUCAGGCUCGUAGUGGAGAAGCACAUCGAGACAGACGUGCUAGAGGCCUGCAGUAAGACCUACAGCAUCCUCUGUUCUGAGGAGUACACCAUCAUGAACCGGGUGGACAUUGCACGCUCCCAGCUCAUCGACGAGAUGACAGAUCGCUUCGCACACUCUGUGGAGGAGCUGCUGCAGGAGGCUGAAGAGGCCGAUGAUGACGACAUCUACAAUGUUUUAUCUACUCUCAAGAGACUCACAGCCUUCCACAAUGCCCACGACUUGACACGGUGGGAUUUAUUUGGAAACUGUUACCGACUGCUGAAGGCAGGCAUCGAGCAGGGCUCCAUGCCAGAGCAGAUCGCCGUGCAGGCCCUGCAGUGCUCCCACUACUCCAUCCUGUGGCAGCUGGUCAAGAUCACCGAGGGAGCUCCCAGCAAGGACGACCUGGUGGCCCUCAGGAGAGUCGUCAAGUCCUUCCUGGCCGUGUGCCAGCAGUGCCUGUCCAACGUCAACACACCAGUGAAAGAACAGGCGUUCAUGCUCCUCUGCGACCUGCUCAUGAUCUUCAGUCACCAGCUGACGUCCGGCGGCAGAGAGGGCCUCCAGCCUCUGGUCUUCAACCCGGACAGCACGCUGCAGAACGAGCUGCUCAACUUUGUCCUGGACCACGUCUUCAUCGACCAGGAUGACGAGAAUCAGAGCAUGGUAGAGGGAGAUGAGGAGGAUGAGGCGAAUAAGAUUGAGGCUCUUCACAAAAGAAGAAAUCUGCUUGCAGCUUUCUGCAAACUCAUCAUCUACGACAUCGUAGACAUGCCAGCUGCUGCAGACAUCUUCAAACACUACAUGAAGUAUUAUAACGACUACGGGGACAUCAUCAAGGAGACUCUGAGUAAAACCAGACAGACCGACAAGAUCCUCUGUGCCAAGACUCUCAUCCUCAGUCUGCAGCAGCUGUUUAACGAGCUCCUGCAGGACCAGGGACCCAACCUGGACCGGACGUCGUCCCACGUCAGUGGCAUCAAGGAGCUCGCCCGCCGUUUUGCCCUCACCUUCGGUCUGGACCAGAUCAAGACCAGGGAGGCUGUUGCCACACUGCACAAGGAUGGAAUAGAGUUUGCAUUUAAGUACCAGAACCCUCGAGGAGCAGAGUUUCCUCCUGUCAACCUCGCCUUCUUGGAGGUUCUGAGUGAAUUUUCCUCAAAACUCAUCCGCCAAGACAAGAAGACAGUUCACUCGUACCUGGAGAAGUUCAUGUCAGAGUCAAUGUCAGAGCGUCGGGAGGACGUGUGGCUGCCUCUGAUCUCGUACAGGAACAGCCUGCUGACAGGAGGAGAUGAGGACCACAUGUCUGUCACGUCAGGAUCCAGCAGCAAGACGGGCUCAGUCCGCAGCAAGAAAGGACGACCGCCGCUUCACAAGAAACGCAUCGAGGAAGAGAGCAGUGUGGAGGGCUCCUGGAUGAUGCGUAAUGACACUCUGCAGACACCAGGGGCACUACAGACCCCUCAGCUCACAUCAACAGUCCUUAGAGAGAACAGACCAGCAGAACACAUGCCAGACCCAGACUCGGAACCAGGAUCAGAGAACGACUACGUACACAACCCUCAGAUGCAGAUGUCGUGGCUCGGCCAGCAGAAGAUGGAAGAGGUGAACAGGAAGGACCGGACGGGCAUGAACUACAUCAAGUCACGCAGCAAUCAGGGCGUCCGGCAGACUGUUCGUGGGUUGAUGGAGGACGACGCAGAGCCCAUCUUCGAAGAUGUGAUGAUGUCAUCGCGAGGCCAGCUGGAGGACAUGAACGAGGAGUUUGAGGACACCAUGGUGAUCGAUCUGCCGCCAUCGAGGAACAGACGUGAGAGAGCCGAGUUAAGACCGGACUUCUUUGACUCUGCAGCAAUGAUUGAGGAUGAGUCGGGAUUCAGCAUGCCAAUGUUCUGAUGUGGGGGAGUCAAAGAUCCUGAGAUCAGGAUCCACAUCAGGAUUAAACCGCAGAGGGAGGUGGUGUUUGGGAUAACCUGCCAAUCAAACUCCUAAGAAGAAGAAAAAACACAUGUUCGAAGUACUUUUCUCUUUCUAAAAGACAUGAUGGAAGGAUCUUUACCCAGUGGGUCUUUUGAAGGAUCCCACGUCGGCCGGAUCUCACCUUGAAGUGUGCAGCGAGGAUGGGCUUUGCUCUUUCAGGCAAGCUGCAGGAUCCAGAAUAUUUUCCAGAAUCUAGUCCGGAUUAUGGAGAGCUUCGUCUUGCUCUGUUCUUCCUGUUGGUUUAGCUCUUGUUAGCGGUAGCUCCGAUGGCGAUGGGCUGCCGACCGGCGAGUUCUUGCAGUUUUAACGGCUCCGUGUCUCACAGAUGUUCUGUUCCGCUCACAAUCAGCAGCGCGGCACUCUGUACAGCCCCCCCCCCCCCCCCCCCCUUCUUUUUGUGUCCCACCUUGAUCCGUCUGGUCAAAUAAAACAAAAAGGGGAUCUAAGAUUAAUGUUCUAUAUCUUUGCUCUUAUUA
Cheilinus undulatus (humphead wrasse) is the source of this 4801-nucleotide messenger RNA. It is a transcript of the gene stag1a, whose product is annotated as stromal antigen 1a. Gene Ontology annotation, biological process: sister chromatid cohesion. NCBI's taxonomy places the organism in Eukaryota, Metazoa, Chordata, Actinopteri, Labriformes, Labridae. Gene Ontology annotation, molecular function: chromatin binding. The record is from RefSeq and is a predicted model, not a curated record. The transcript is spliced from 33 exons. The coding region runs from base 456 to 4241 and encodes 1261 amino acids. Gene Ontology annotation, cellular component: cohesin complex; nucleus; chromatin.